Meriones unguiculatus (Mongolian gerbil) is the source of this 5775-nucleotide messenger RNA. It is a transcript of the gene Eya4, whose product is annotated as EYA transcriptional coactivator and phosphatase 4. Gene Ontology annotation, biological process: negative regulation of extrinsic apoptotic signaling pathway in absence of ligand; positive regulation of DNA repair; multicellular organism development. NCBI's taxonomy places the organism in Eukaryota, Metazoa, Chordata, Mammalia, Rodentia, Muridae. The record is from RefSeq and is a predicted model, not a curated record. The transcript is spliced from 19 exons. Gene Ontology annotation, molecular function: protein tyrosine phosphatase activity. Gene Ontology annotation, cellular component: nucleus. The coding region runs from base 721 to 2571 and encodes 616 amino acids.
UCCCCCACGCGAGACCUCCAAAAAAAAAAAAAAAAAUCCCGAUGACAACAGGCACCUUCCAGAGAUCGGAUAAAAAGAAAGGGCUUCUGCGCUCGCCGCGGUCCCCCGCUCUUCCGGCGGCCUGCCCGGAGGCUCCCAGCGGCCACCCCAGCCCGGGGACGCAGGCGGCGACGUGCCCCCUGCCGCCAGGCUCCGGCAGCUCCGCGCGCCAGUGAGAGGCGGCCCCCGGCGGCGCGGCGCGGGCUCGGCGGCUCCCGGCUAGCGCGCAGAACCUUCCACCCGGCCGGCGCCCCGGAGAGGGGUCGGGGCCGCGGGGACCUGCGCGGGGACGCCCGGCGACGCGGGGCGCGCGCUUUCUCUUUUCUUCUGCCUGCCCCGGCCGCUCGGCUGCCCGGACUUGUGGCUCCGCUCCUUUCGUCCUUGCCCCCACCCCCCUCGCAGCCGGCUCCCCCACCCCGCCCCGUUUCUUCCCCCACUUGUGUAAGCUAUUUGUUGGGGGGUGGCCGAAAGGGAUGUCCUGUUUUCACCAGAGACACGGCGUGGAGGGGAAACUUAGACACUGGAGGGAACGAGAGUAAAUACCCAGCUUGGACCUGAGGAUCGGGGACGGACAAUUAAACUUCUGGAGCCCGAGGAGGUCCAGGCCGCCCGAGAUAGUUGACUUUGAGUUCCACGGAAGCUGCUUCUGCGUGGGAGUGGCAAGAGAAGUGAGGGAGCCACAUGGAAGACACCCAGGACCUAAAUGAGCAAUCAGUAAAGAAAACGUGCCCAGAAUCAGAUGUUUCAGAGCCUCGGAAUUCCAGGUCUAUGGACAUGCAAGACCUAGCAAGUCCUCAUGCCUUGGUUGGAGGCAGUGAUGCACCCGGAAGCUCUAAGCUGGAUAAGUCCAGUCUCAACAACACUUCCGUCACAACCAAUGGGACAGGAGCGUCUCUUCUUGCAGUCAAAACUGAGCCCUUGAACAGCAGUGAGACCACAACCACGACUGGAGAUGGAACGCUUGACACUUUUACUGGGUCAGUAAUAACAAGUAGCGGCUACAGCCCCAGAUCGGCACAUCAGUACUCCGCACAGCUGUACCCCUCCAAGCCCUAUCCACACAUUCUUUCUACACCAGCAGCUCAAACAAUGUCGGCCUACGCAGGCCAGACUCAGUAUUCUGGGAUGCAGCAGCCAGCCGUCUACACAGCUUACUCGCAGACAGGCCAGCCCUACAGUCUGCCUGCUUACGAUCUUGGUGUGAUGUUGCCAGCCAUCAAGACAGAGAGUGGGCUUCCCCAAACUCAGUCCCCGUUACAAAGUGGCUGCCUCAGUUACAGCCCCGGGUUCUCUACCCCACAGCCGGGCCAGACACCUUAUUCUUACCAAAUGCCAGGCUCCAGUUUUGCACCAUCUUCUACUAUUUAUGCAAAUAAUUCCGUUUCCAAUUCAACAAAUUUCAGUGGCUCACAGCAGGAAUACCCAUCCUACACAGCCUUUGGCCAAAACCAAUAUGCUCAGUAUUACUCAGCGUCAACCUACGGGGCAUAUAUGCCGUCAAGCAGCACAGCUGAUGGCUCAUCAUCAUCAGCCUCAACUUACCAGCUGCAGGAAUCUCUCCCAGGACUGACUAGCCAACCAGGAGAGUUUGACACGGUACAGAGUCCCUCCACACCAAUCAAAGAUCUUGAUGACAGAACAUGUAGAAGUUCUGGGUCAAAGUCUCGAGGAAGAGGCCGGAAAAACAAUCCUUCCCCACCUCCAGACAGCGACCUAGAGCGUGUGUUUGUCUGGGACUUGGAUGAAACCAUCAUCGUCUUCCAUUCUCUCCUCACGGGUUCUUAUGCACAGAAGUACGGCAAGGAUCCCCCAAUGGCUGUGACACUCGGGCUCCGGAUGGAGGAAAUGAUCUUCAAUCUUGCUGAUACACAUUUGUUUUUUAAUGACUUAGAGGAGUGUGAUCAAGUUCAUAUAGAUGAUGUUUCCUCAGACGACAAUGGUCAGGACUUAAGUACCUACAGUUUUGCAACUGAUGGCUUCCAUGCAGCUGCAAGUAGUGCGAACCUUUGUUUGCCAACAGGUGUGAGAGGAGGAGUGGACUGGAUGAGGAAGUUGGCUUUUCGCUACAGAAGAGUAAAGGAAUUAUACAACACCUACAAGAACAAUGUAGGAGGACUCCUUGGCCCUGCCAAGAGGGAUGCAUGGCUGCAGUUAAGAGCAGAGAUAGAAGGCCUAACGGAUUCCUGGCUAACGAAUGCACUUAAGUCUUUAUCAAUCAUUAGUACGAGGAGUAACUGUGUAAAUGUCUUGGUAACGACGACCCAGCUGAUUCCUGCUCUGGCGAAGGUCCUGCUCUACAGCUUAGGAGGUGCUUUCCCCAUUGAGAAUAUUUACAGUGCAACAAAAAUAGGCAAGGAAAGCUGUUUUGAGCGUAUAGUGUCCAGAUUUGGCACUAACAUAACUUAUGUUGUGAUUGGAGAUGGCCGAGAUGAGGAGCAUGCUGCCAACCAGCACAACAUGCCUUUUUGGAGAAUAUCCAGCCACUCGGACCUCUUGGCUCUACACCAAGCACUGGAAUUAGAGUAUUUGUAACUGUCUUCUCUAGCUGGGGAUCCAUUUUUUUUUUAUAUUUCAAGUACACUGAAUUUGUAAUGUGUGAUCCAGUGCCGCUGGCUUCUUCUGCACAUAUAAAUGGUCUUAAAGGAUGAAAUCAUACUUGGAAUGAAAACUCCAGAGUGAAGAAUUCAGGUUGCUGAAUGGAAUUAAAACUUUAGUGCUACAGAAAGGAAACUCUAUGGUCUUACUAUCUUUACAACACUUUCAUGGUUUUUUUUUUUUUUAAAAAAAAAAAAAAUCUGUGGAGGUUGCUGACACACACCAAGUGAGUCCUAACUGGAAUUAACAGCUUUAGUAAACAACGUGAGCCCGCCCGAGCCACGGCACCUGUUCUGCCUCCGACAAGGUGGUCGAAAACAUUCCUCAAAAUGGGAGCUCUUCUCAACCCUGAGGUUUGAAUCUGACUUUCAGCCUACCUAGCCCAGAAAAUCUGAAUCGGAAUGCACUCAGACUGUAUAUGACAGUCCUAUCUAGACCUGUAAUUUGUGUAAAUUAUUGAUGAAAAUAAUUUACUGUGACUUUAUUAGCAGCUGACUCUGAAAGCGGAUGCAGUUUUUCUUUUAUUUGUUGGGGCGGGACGAGGGCCGGGGAAAUGGGAAUAGAAUAUUGUCUCUUUUUUAAGUUUGGCAAAGAGAAUGUUCAUAUUGAUGUGCUGUGCCUUAAAGACGAGACAGCGUUUGUGUGUUACAAUGUAACUUUGGCUAAAAUCUCUGUAGAUAAUGAAACAAAACAGAGCAAUCAAACCAAAAAGAAAACCUUGUUGAUAAGUCUUCACAUGACCAAAUUUAAAAUUCAAGCUAUCGGUUUAAUACCAAAUUGUCAACAAAGUGAGGAUUUGUUAAAAAUGAGAAACCAAUAACAAUCAUAGUACAAGAAAGCUUGCAUUUUAUUUGGGUUCUGAAUAAUUCCAGUAAUCAGUGUGAGUCAACUAUCUGAACAUCCAAUCAGAAGCAGAAGGUGUAGGAGACUGUGGGUUCUUUAUUUAGAAAGAGAAAUAUAUAUUGAAGUCUCACGUAUCUGUUCUUACAGUUUUCCUGAAGAAAACUAAGAGCCAUAUUCAUGUCAACUUACCCAAUUUUAGUUUACGUCUGGAUAUGUGUCAGUUGCUUAGAGGACGGUAUCGUGGUGCAAAUCAUUGGCAAAUAACAUCCAAGUCAUUUUUAGAAUGUGCUAUGGGUGUAGCUUAAAAUGCACAUGAGUAGACACAAAAAAGUACAUUUGUCUUCCAUGCCAUUGCAAAAGUGAGUGUCAUCAGUGAUAGAAGGCAGGUAUACAGGGAAGUUCCCAAAGGAAAAAGCCUAAAUCUAUGAAUUUUUUUAAUAUAAUGUCAUCACAGAUUAAUUAUCAAACAACCUAGACCUUGACAGUUAUCAUAAGAUCACAAUACCAAUCUCCUUGGAACACAUCAGUCCAGGAUCUCCCCAUUACAGGCAGGAAUACAUUGGUUUCCUCCUGUAUGGUUGCUGAACAAUGCCUGCAUUCAUUGCGGGGAGAGCCUGUCAUCGUUGUGUCUGCAUGUCGUCUUGUUUUGCUUGUGUGUAGCCCGUAUUGGUAACACGAUACAGAUUCUCUUCUCAUUUGCUAUGACAUGGUUUUGCCUUGUGGAAAUUUAAGACUUCAAGGAGUAAAAUAUUUUAAUGGUAUGAGCUCUGAAGCUCUCUGCAUUCAGAAUGGCAUUAGAUGGACCAUAGAGCCCAGUCCACUUGUUUGUCAAAGCCCCUUGUCGGAGGCUGGUUCAUAGUAGGUCCUCACCUGAGACUUUGCAACUUACAUAAGUCCGACAAUGAACAGUCUGGAGGACUGUAUUUCUUUAGAGAAUGUUAUGGCCAUGUUUACAAAGGGUAGAAAGAAAAUGAGAUCAUUCUGCAUAAGGCAGGUACUUCCUAUAUAAUCCCUACUUUUCAAAUGUUGUGACUUUUUGUUACCCUUCCCCCAGUGCUAUAGUGACGAAUUAUAAUCAAGAUGUUUUAACCCUAGUAAUAUUAAUAAUGAUUUUACACUUCUGCUGGUCUUCAGCUUGAAAGUGGUUAAGAAAUCAAAGACUUUCUUGCUUAUUGCCAGUACUCAUGUGUGUGCGCGUAAACCUUAAAUAUUUAUUAUCUGACUGAAAUGAAGUUAGUUUGGCACAUGGCCAGCUCCUUUCCUUGAUGGCCCUGCCUCAGAAGUUGUCAUUCUUUUUGAAAUCUGAUGAGCAUGGCUUCCCACACUUGCUCCACUUGAGGGUCAGGCAGGCUCCCCUUUUCCAAACGCACAGGGACUGGCUGCUGGCACCCUCCCUGUUAUUUCCCAUAAGUCCUUUUCUUUCCCCUGUGUGCCUGGCCAGGAGAGGCAGUGGUGUAACACCUACAGGUGCUGCUGAUAGGGAGAAGAUUCAGGCAGCACAGCACUGGUGACAGCCAGAAAGCUACGGGCCCCGUCUGGUCGUGCUCAAACUACAGCUCUUCCCUUCCCACCCUACGACAGGACAAACCCUCUUCCUUUCCAAAAACACAACAUCAGCCAAACAGCAAUAAAGAAAACCAGCCUCAUGGGCAGUUCCUCCAUUCUAUUUUUUAUGUAGAAUAUUGUGCCUUAUUGCAAAUGAGUUAGAAAACUGUUCUCCAACUCAAAUGGGUUUUGGGCUAUUACAUAUUCAAGCUUGGUAUGAUAUUAGAAAAAAAAACUGCCUUAUAUUGCACCUUAAAAAUAUCAAGACCCUAUAACUAAUGAAAUAGGUGGCCUGACUAUAAUAUUAUAGCAUACAUCUAAGAUGAUAAAAAAAAACUGAAGAAAUAUGUAAAUCCAAUGCAGAGAUAAAAAUAAGAUUUUAAGAUUGUAUGGUCUGUGCACAAAAAUAGGUACUGUCUGGUGAGCUAAGAUCAAACUAGCUUCAACAGCAUGCCCUACUGUGAAGUUUUUAUAAAGCCUGCUCAUUUGUGACAAGCCUACAUUCUCGGUGGAUAUGGUGUUUAGUGUUUAUUUUCCACACAAACCUAAGCCUCAUGAGCCAAAGCUGCAUCUUCACUCCCAGCUAUGGUGGUGUUAUGGGGAUCUCACAGUCAAAGUCAAAGGUUUCUGUUAUGUAUUAGUAAAGGAUAGAUUAUCGGGGCCUACAUAAUUUAAAUAAAUGUAAAUUAAUAUUAAAAGCUUGUAAAAAUAUGUACAUCUUUACUAUUUCUCAAUAAAUACCUUUGCAACUGU